Molecule: messenger RNA, 3420 nt
Organism: Cynara cardunculus var. scolymus (artichoke)
Lineage: Eukaryota; Viridiplantae; Streptophyta; Magnoliopsida; Asterales; Asteraceae
Product: ABC transporter D family member 2, chloroplastic
Exons: 10
Coding region: 709-2847 (712 amino acids)
Biological process (GO): transmembrane transport
Cellular component (GO): membrane
Molecular function (GO): ABC-type transporter activity; ATP hydrolysis activity; ATP binding
Source: RefSeq, a predicted model, not a curated record
AUUAGUGUAAUAGUUUAUACAUUUUUGGAAAAAAAAUGUGUAUUUUUUCGAGUGGAUAUUUAUUUUAAGACAAAGGGAGCAUUUCCUCAUUCAUCAUAGAAUAAGGGAAGUGGGGUUAUGAGAUUUGAAGGAACGUGUUAGAAGGCGGUGAAGCUAUUGAGACAAUUGUGAUGGUUGUUGAAGGUGGUGGGAUUACAUCUGAUUGUUGAGUGUUCAGCUCAACCAUCACAGAUGUUGAGCGGAUAAACGAGUUGAAUGCUUGACAAUUGGAUAUAAGCCAUCGCCUACAACAACAAUCAAUAACAUUAAACAAUAUUUAGGGGUAAUAUGGUCGUUUUAAUAAUUUCAUCUUGUCCUAUCCAGCUUAUUUAUCACAAGGUAGACAAUUCUUGUUCUAAUCCUACCAAUUACCAAAUUGAAGAGAAUUAAUUAGUCCCGUUUUGUGUACCAAAUGUUACUUUAGGUUUCAAGAUUAAUUAAAAAAUGUAUUUUUAUUAAAUCAUGGUAAAUUGAUUAAUUAAUCAAAAAAACAUUAACAAAUGACGUAAUUUGGAUUAUUAAAUCCAAAAAAAUUUCAUGAGACCAUUUAAGAUGAUGUGGCGUUAAAACGAACCGUAGGUUUGGACUGGUUGAAGUUUGUGGAUAAUUUAAUUUAAUUUCAAGAAGCAAGAAAUCCACCAAAAUCUUAAACUGCAAAUCUGGAACACCAUGAGAGACUUGAAUGCACUCUCCAAUGGCGUCAAUCUAACCCCAAUCGGAUGCAACAAUAAUCGCAUUCUUUUCAACACUUUCACCAUUCGAAGAUGUAUUCCAUUUGAAUCGCGUAACUCCACUUCCUUUGUUCUAUCAUCUGUUUCCACGCUAAAGCUUCACGAUAUGAAACGGAGGAGGAAGACCACCGUACCUCAUUCGUCGUCUCCAACAACGUCUCCGGCCAAUCCAUCGGUUACUCCACCACCACCGCCACCUCCACCACAAUCGACCAAAACAGAUGAGAAUGUGCCAAGAAAAGGACCUGAUCUGCCUACGCUUUUCAGGAGAUUCUAUAAAGUUGCUGCUCCUUAUUGGUAUUCCGAUGAUAAAGUUCAAGCUAGAAUACAACUAGCGGCUGUGUUUGCCCUAACUUUAGGAACCACCGGCAUCAGUGUGGGUUUCAACUUUCUCGGUCGCGACUUCUAUAAUGCCCUUGCUAACAAAGACCAAGAACAAUUUACCACGCAACUAACGUACUACCUUGCUGCUUUUGCUGGUGGAAUUCCGAUUUUUGUGUUUAGAGAUUAUGCAAGAGAAACUCUGGCUUUAAGGUGGAGAUCUUGGAUGACACAAUAUUACAUGGAGCGGUAUCUCAAGAAUCAGACAUUUUACCAAAUACAGUCCCAGUCAAUCAUUGAUAAUCCGGAUCAACGAAUCGUUGAUGAUCUAAGUUCUUUCACUGGAACAUCACUUUCAUUCUCUUUAACACUCUUCAAUGCCAUGGUAGACUUGAUAUCGUUUAGCAACAUACUGUUUGGCAUAUAUCCUCCUCUUUUUGUUGUUCUUUUAGUAUAUUCAAUCGGUGGAACAGCCAUCAGCAUUUUCCUUGGGAAGGGGCUGAUCAACCUAAAUUUCAUGCAAGAGAAAAUGGAAGCAGAUUUCCGUUAUGGGCUUGUACGUGUUCGAGAAAAUGCCGAGUCAAUUGCGUUUUACGGUGGCGAAGAAAAUGAAAUCAAACUCCUUUUGCAGCGGUUCCGAAGUGCCUUUGGGAAUUUAACUCAAUUGUUGAUAUCUUCAAGAAAUCUGGAGUUCUUCACCAGUGGUUACCGGUACCUGAUUCAGAUUCUUCCUGCUGCUGUUGUUGCACCCAUGUAUUUCUCCGGGAAGAUUGAAUUUGGCAUCAUAAAUCAAUCUGUUUCUGCCUUCAAUCAUAUUCUUGGAGAUUUUUCCCUCAUUGUGUAUCAAUUUCAGGCUAUCAGUGCCUUUUCAGCUGUCAUUGAUCGACUGGGGGAAUUUGAUGAUAUUUUGGACUACACUAGUUCUAAUGGUCCUGUGGAUUCCCUGGAUGAGAUUGAACUGACAUAUCGUAAUGUGAAGGAUUCAACCUUUUUUAAGUCCUUGAGAGAUUUGGAUACCCAAAAUUUAUUGGUGAUCGAGAGUUUGACAGUACAGACUCCCACCAAUAAAGCACUGCUUAUCAGGGAUUUGUCAGUGGAAGUCCGUGAGAAUGAGCAUUUGCUGGUUACUGGACCAAGUGGGAGUGGGAAAACUUCUCUUUUAAGAGCUAUUGCUGGUCUUUGGCGUACCGGUAAGGGAAUGAUCACAUUCUAUGCUAAAUAUAAUGAGGUUUUUGAGCAGUCCGAGAGACCAGACGUGGCUCCUCAAGAAGAAACUAUGACAGAUGAAAAGAAGAAAGACAAUAAAAGAUCAAAAUACCGUGAUUUUAAAGGUGUUUUUUUCCUUCCCCAGAGGCCAUAUAUGGUUUUAGGAACUCUUCGGCAACAGUUGCUUUAUCCCACGUGGCCUGAUGUUCCAGAUUCAACACCCCAGGCCCAGAGCCAGAACUCUAAAUCAACUGAUUCAAUGCCCUUCCUUGAAGCUGGAUCAAGCUCGGAGCAAAUUAGUGCACAAUCUCCGCAGCCUACUACAGAUGAUUUAAUCCAAGCUUUAGAAGAUGUGCAACUCGGCUACUUGUUGUCACGUUUCAGUGGUCUUGAUACAACCAAUGAAUGGUCCAGUGUUCUUUCCCUCGGUGAGCAGCAACGUCUUGCGUUUGCUCGAUUGUUGCUUUCCCGACCAGACUUGGUUCUCUUGGAUGAAUCCACCAGCGCCCUAGAUGAGGCCAAUGAGAGGCAACAAUAUUCUUCUGCUUAGGGGUAGACCCACUAUGGUGUAUACGGCGUCACAGGUCACCGCUUCAUUCCUUUGUCGUAGUUUAAAAAGUUUUUUAGAGUUGUGAAAGGUGUCACCAUAUGUUUUGUUGGGUGCAACACUAUAUUCCUUAAAACUACAAUAAUAACACAAGUUUCUCUUGGUAGAGUUGGUUUGCAUGGUAUUUUCUCCCCUUCCAGGCGUGGUGGGUUCAAAUCUCAUUUGUAUCAUGUUUUAGUUAUUAGCUUUUAGUUUCAGAUUUAUAUGUUUUUGAACUAAUUUGGGAUUAAAGACUCGAACACAGGAUCUCAGAAACGAAAAGUAAGGAACAAACCAACUGAUGAAUGAUGAUUUUGUAAACAAAUAUGCAUAUCUUCGCUUUUUACAGUCAAAUGGUGCCACCACUUGAAAAAGUUUCUAGGUCUGCCUCUGUUCACCGUCAUAAAAUAACCAACUUUUUUCCAAAUUAUCACAAUCUAACCACCUACUUUGCAAAUUCUAGCCAUGCCUCUACUCACCAUCAUAAAAAAAUUCUAGGUCCGCCUGCUUGAAUAUCUUUGUGACAUGAUGUGUUUA